Messenger RNA from Prosopis cineraria, 1211 nucleotides. RefSeq lists its product as uncharacterized. The transcript has 3 exons. Lineage: Eukaryota; Viridiplantae; Streptophyta; Magnoliopsida; Fabales; Fabaceae. The coding region runs from base 389 to 1039 and encodes 216 amino acids. The record is from RefSeq and is a predicted model, not a curated record.
AGAUGUCAAAGUCGUGUUAAACAUCGGGAAUCUGAAGUCUGAAAUAGAGAAAUAUAGAUGAAAGAGAUCGUACAAAGAUCCUCUGUUUCAUCAUCAAAACACACUGCACCACUUUCCAUUUAUCGCUCCAUCUCUCAACAAUAAAGCUACGACUAGCCAGGGAUUCCCGUGACGCCUUAACCUGCCCUGCGAUCAUCAUAACCCCUCCUUCUCCCCUAACCCUGCAGCACCCAUUCAUUCCCACCGCAAAGCCUUCAUCUCUCUCUGUCUCUCUCUCUUCUGGGGAAUAACUUGUCAUGACCUCUGCUACACUCUAGCACCCACCCACCUCUCGUUCUUUCUCAUCAGCUCGUGAGGAUUAAGGCCUAGUACGUGUAUAAAAGAGAGGAUGCAUAGCUCGGGGUCAUUUUUGAGGCAGUUGAGUGUGAAGGAGGCUUGGAGAUCAACAUCGAGCAGGUGGAGUGCGAGCAACAACUUUAGCACCGGUGUUGGGUGUGAGGGAAGUCUGAGUGAGAUGGAAGGCUUUAGCUGCUCGUAUGGGAACGAGGUGAGGAAGAGAGUGAUGGUGGUAGUCGAUCCCACCGCACAUUCCAAGCAUGCUAUGAUGUGGGCCCUCACCCAUGUAGCAAAUAAGGGUGAUUUGCUCACCCUGCUUCACAUUGUCCCUCCUCCUCACAAGGGAUCUGAUUCUUCUUCUUGUUCUACCUAUCUCGUCAACUAUCUAGGGUCCCUUUGCAAGGAUUGCAAACCAGAGGUGGAGGUGGAAGCACUUGUAAUUCAAGGGCCAAAGCUGGCCACGGUUUUGAGCCAAGUCAAGAAGCUGGAGGCAUCUGUUUUGGUAUUGGGCCAAAAGAAGCCACAGUCCUUUCUCUUCAACUGCUUAUGUGGAACCACCGGCGGCGGCAGCACGGAGGAAUUUGUAGAGCAGUGCAUCAACAAUGCUGAUUGCUUGGCGAUAGGAGUGAGGAAGCGAAGCCAAGGGACUAAUGGCUACUUCAUCAGCACUAGAUGGCAGAAGAAUUUCUGGCUACUGGCUUAAGCUUAACCCACUUGUUGCUAUUUAGGAUCCUCACAAGUAAUAAGCAUGAAGAGUAACCUAUCAUGUUAACGUUGCAUCGUUUCAGCUUCGGCCUGUAUCUACUAAUUACAUCCUUGUACUGAUGAUAUGUGAUUUGAGGGUAUAAUUUAACACAUCAUUUUGGUUUUUUCUU